This is a messenger RNA of Cylindrotheca closterium, 522 nucleotides long. The record is from the annotation of a GenBank genome assembly. NCBI's taxonomy places the organism in Eukaryota, Bacillariophyta, Bacillariophyceae, Bacillariales, Bacillariaceae.
AUGAAGAAACGAAUUGCCUUUCGAAAGCUCAAUAGAACGCCAGCUCACAAAUGGAGUAUGCUUCGAAACAUGGUCAGUUCCUUGAUUGAACAUGAGCGAAUUGUUACCACUGUUGCCAAGGCGAAGGAAGUCCGUCACCUGGCGGACAAAAUGGUGACCUUGGCCAAGGCUCAAGAUUUGCACAGCCGACGACAAGCAGCAAAGAUUGUCCGAGGGGAUUGGACAGUUAGCAAACUAUUCGAUGUCUUGGGUCCACGAUACCAGCUUCGGGAGGGAGGAUACACGCGAAUCAUGAAACUCAGCAAGAAACGAGCUGGAGACAAUGCUCCCAUGGCAGUCAUUGAGUAUGUUGACCGACCCGGUGAGAUCAGAGCUGCACGCCCACCUUCAAAGCUCCAAGAGCAAAUUCGAAUGAAGGGUAUUGAAGAAGCCAUGAAGGAAAUGGGCAUCGCUCCUCCCGAAGAGCUUGUGAGCGAAGAAGAGCUCGGCAAUAUCAGACAAGAACUAGAAUCAAGCAAGUAG